This is a messenger RNA of Papilio xuthus (Asian swallowtail), 4042 nucleotides long. RefSeq names its product zinc finger protein 287. The record is from RefSeq and is a predicted model, not a curated record. Gene Ontology annotation, molecular function: zinc ion binding; DNA-binding transcription activator activity, RNA polymerase II-specific; RNA polymerase II cis-regulatory region sequence-specific DNA binding. Bases 270 to 2024 code for a protein of 584 amino acids. NCBI's taxonomy places the organism in Eukaryota, Metazoa, Arthropoda, Insecta, Lepidoptera, Papilionidae. Gene Ontology annotation, cellular component: nucleus. Gene Ontology annotation, biological process: regulation of transcription by RNA polymerase II. The transcript is spliced from 5 exons.
AGUAAACGGUAAAUGGCUCUGUUUUCGGUUACUUUUAAAGUUUUAUGAUGGUUAUUUUGACAAUUCAUUUGACUUUUCAAAGAUAUUAAAAAAGUCACUUUUAAACUCUUUGCCAAACAUCCAAACAUGUCAAUUUGUAUGGCGUGUCCCCCCUAUGGAUGUGUGUUGUCGUCGUCUUUUAAUUGUUUUACCAACAAACUAGAAUUAUGUGUUCAUAAUGAAUUUUAUUAACAACUUGUGAAUGAAAUAUUGUCCCAUAUAUUAUCACAAUGGCUACCGUAAAAAAUAACGGACUCAUAAUAGAUCCAGCUCUGUGCCGAUUCUGCAGAGCUAUAAAAAAAUGUAGAUUGUUGACUGCCGAGUACACUUGGAUGGAAAAGAAAGAAGUAUACGCCGAUAUGGUGAUGGAUUGCUUUGGAAUUGUUUUGUCACAUAUAGAUGAAGAUAUGAAGGAUGCUGGAGUUUGUGCCACUUGUGUUGUUAGACUAAGAGAUGCUUGUGCAUUUAGACAACAAGUAUUGCAGUGUGAAGAACUAUUCCUGAACGCUAAGCUUGAAGAUAAAGAUGAUACGAAAAAAGAUGUUGAAAUUGAUGGUGUGGAAUUAAAAGCGGAGCCAAAGGAUGACAUUAGUGAACACAACUCAGUAGGUCCGGAGCCCCAGGAUGAUAGCAUGGCUGAUGAUUACUCAGCAGAUGAUAUUGAAGAUGUAAAACCGAAAAAGGAAGACAAUGAUAAAACAUCAAUACAAUCAGAAGAUGAACCGAUGGAUGAUGACAGUGAUUAUUCCAUCUCAUCAUCAGAUUCUGAUAAACCAAUAUUAAGAAAGAAGAACAGCAAUCGAAAGAAGAAGGAUAAAGCAAAUGGAGAACAGAAGAAGAAACAGAAGGGAGUAAAGAAACAAAAAGCAGGUACAAGUUCAAAACAAUCAAUAAAAAAUAAGAAACCACCAGUGGAAAAGAAAAAUACAUAUGAUAGAGAUUUAGAUUGUAUGUCAGAGGAGAAUUUACUAACAAUAAUACAAUAUUCAUACGUCUGUCCAUUCAAAAAUAGACGGAAUAAUUACUAUUGUUUUUACUGUAAAGAUUAUUAUCCUAAACCUGAAGAUUUACGUGAACAUACUGUAUCACACGAUACGAAACCCUUCCAAUUAUUAAUGGGUUACAAAAAAAUGCCAAAAAUCGAUAUAACAAGAAUCGAUUGUAAAUUAUGUACAACGAAAAUCGAUGAUUUGGGUACAUUCAAACAGCAUAUAGAUGAAGUUCACGGGAAGAAGAUAUAUUUCGAAGCGCCUGAUAAAAUGUUAUUAUAUAAAUUAACAUGGAACGAUUUAGUGUGUGUGAUGUGUAGUGACGUAUUCGAAGAUUUUAAUUCAUUGAAUAUGCAUAUGGUGGAACAUUUUAGUAAUUAUACGUGUGACGUUUGCGGUGUAUGUUUCCUUGAGAAGCCACGUUUGGAUGCACAUUUGAAACGUCAUAAAGACGACGAGAGACAUACAUGUGAAGUGUGCGGUAAAGUUUUCAAAUCGAAUCAUUAUAAAGAUAUGCACGUCGAUAUUGUACAUAAGAAGAAAGCUAUAAUAAGAUGUCCGAGGUGUGAUGAAUGUUUUAUGUCUUAUGCAUUGAAAAAUAAACAUUUAACCGAAGCUCACGGACAGAAAAGGACAUAUCCAUGCAAUUUGUGUGAUAAAGUUUAUAAUAGACAGAAGACAUUGACUGAACAUCAACGUAGGAAUCAUCAGAAAGUAUUGAAACACCAAUGCGAGUAUUGUGAUCAAAGAUUUUAUUUGCCGUCAAGAUUGAAAGAACAUAUGGCAACACAUACAGGUGAGAGAAACUUCCGCUGUGAAUAUUGUGAAAAGAGUUAUCCUAGAUUAAAAUCAUUGCAGUAUCAUAUACGUACACAUACGAACGAUCGGAGAUAUAGAUGCCAUAUAUGUGGUCAAGCGUUCAUACAGAAUGCAAGUUUGAAAUCACAUAUAAAAAGCCAUCAUCCAGAAUGUGAUAUAGAAGGUUGUUAUUUCUAAUAUUAACAAGUAUAAUAAGAUUCAAACUUUAUACCAGCUUUUGGUGACCGAGCUUCAAGCAAUUGCUGGUGUGCGGGCUUGUUCUAAAAUGCAAAGUGCCCAGGUAUCGGAUCUUGGGUAACAACAUUCAGAUUUUAUCAUGUCUGAGCGCGCAAUAUGGCUAUAGAUUAAUUUAGACAUAAUCCUGAAUAGUACUAACAACGAUCGACUCAUUCUGCAGAGCGAGAAAAAAUUAUAGGAAUUACGUUUGUCUCGCUUUGAAACAACUAACGAGCGUUGUUCGUACAAUUCCUGAUUAUAUCUAAAUGAAUAACAAGACAACUUUAUUGGUAUGUUCUGCCGAUAGCUAAGUGUUGUGUGUCUCGUUAAAAAUUGCGAGCCUACAUUAAGUUUGGAUGUCACUAUAGAUUUGGUUGAAGUUUGAAGUAUACAUCACAAUUUUGUAUAUAUCGUCGAGUGAUAGUUUUUAGUGAUUAGCGUGAUAUAGUGAAUGUGUUGUUAUAUUUGCAAUUUACAUAUAAAAAAGAUAUUUAUGAAUCUCCAUAUGUAAUUAUCAUCGCGAAGAAUAUGUUGGUGAUGUCACAAUGGGGGGAAAAAAUUGUAAGCUCUUGGUAAUUGGCGCCGAGUGAACUGUCAGCUGUCAAAUUUUUUUAACGUCAGUUUCGCAUUUUUUUUUUAAUUUACAAAUGUGAUCUUUAUUAGAAAAGAUCUCCGAAGCUGAAAUGGAUCUACAGUUUAGAAAAAAAAGCAAUUAAAUUAAUUUACGUUAAAAUUACGUAUUAUUGACUUUUUUUGAGAGAAAUUUGAUGAACGUCGUUGCUAUGACUAUAAACCAUUUCCAUCCAUCCAAGUAUUUUGUAUGUAAAGUAUAAAUGUUUUGUUUAUCUGUGGUUAAUUUAGUGCUAAUCACUUGAUUGACUUGAUCGUGCUGACAUCUUUAGUUAGUAACAGGCAAUUUUUCUCCCCAUUAAGCAGUUUAGGCUUUAAUUCAAUUAAUUUCAUAAAAAAGAGGCUAAAAUUGUUGGAAAUUACUAUAUAAAGAUUAUUCCAAAUCGAAAUCAAAGGCAUAAAUUAUAAAUAAAACAUUUUUAAGAAAAAAACGUAAAUAUUUAUGGUAUAACUCUUUUCAAAUAUUAAAGCGACUCAAGGUUAUCUGCGCAGUGCAUCUCGCAACGCCCCAACACAUCUAACAUGUGUUCUGCGCAAUAAUUGACAAUAAGUUUAGAGCCGCCAAUAUAUAUGGCAGCAACUGUAACCUGAGAUUUACAUUACGAACUUUAGUACGUUAUUUGAAAUAAAUUAUAAAUUAGUCGUGAUAUAUGAAUUAUUCAGUUACAGAUUAGUUUAUGACUGAAAUCUUGCAAGACAAGAAAACUUUUCUAGUAUUUUUUUAAAGGAUCUGUGUUGUCACAAGGAGUAAAUAAUAGCACUGACCUCUAUAAAUGGAUUGGCUAUAAGACGUGGUAUUUUGUGCCUAUUUGAUUUUAGCACUGAGACGCGUUUAAAUAAGAAAGAAGUAAAAGCUGUAUUUUCCAAGCAAUCGCCUAUCCAUUUAUAAAGCUCAUUGAGUAAUCAAUUAAAUCUAGUAAAAUGUAGUUAAACCUAUGCAACAGUCGAAAUGUAGACAAAUAAUAUGCCUAGUUUACAUAAUGCCAGUACAGUAAGACAUUAGCGCUCAAAACAGCGCUGGGAUACAACUGGUAUGUAAACAUUAACUGGCGCCAGUGAGAAGACAGUCAAUGGAAAUCAAGUAUUAUUGUCCUACUACUGGCAUAAUGUAAAUUAAGUAUUAGCCUAUUUUUUACAUUGAAGAAAGAGCUUUUUAAUAGUAAAGGAAUUUUUAAAUUCGGUUCAGUAGUUUUUAAGUUUAAUUUGAAAAACAAUUUUACAUUAUACUUUGAUGAGUAUUAUUCGUAAUUAAUGGUCGCGUUCUAAUUUAGAAGUACAAUAUAUUUAUGAAUGAUGUAUUAAUUUUAUAUACUCUGCAAGUAAACUUACUUUUUGUAAGUUAAUAUCGU